GGAGCUCAAAGCAAAGCAAAAGACGACAUACUGAUACCAUCCAACGCCAACCACAAACCACCUUAAUAUUAAUUAAUUAAAAUUAAUAAGAGAGGGAGUGGACAGAGUAAAAGACAGGUCCAAAGUCUUCCUUCCUUCCUUCAUUUCUUCUAUCUCUUGUACCAACCAUUUCUGAUUUCUUCGUUCUUUUCUUUCCAUUGGAUUUGGCACCCAUCCACCAUCACUUCUGGAUCCACCAAACGGAGUCUUUCCCUUACGAUUCCGUUCCAUUCCCCAACCCAAUCCCCCUUAAAAUAAAAGCUCAAUUCUGCUUCCCUUUAUUUUCUUGCUUCUCUGAUGAGAAUCGUUUCAGACCGCUGAAUGGCGGCUAUGACACAUAGAUGGAUGAAUUGCCAGGGGCUUUGGGAACCAGCGCUAGCUUGGCUCUGCGUUUGGGACAGUUCAUCUUCUCGAUCGCUUCUCUUAUCUUCAUGUGUUUGGAUGUUCACUUCUACGCUUAUACUGCUUUCUGGUACCUUGCAACAAAUUGCUUCUACCAAAAGCAGCUUAAUUCGAAAAGUAGUACAAGCAUAUAUGGCCCAUGUGCAAGCUUCUCGGUAACCAUUAUGAGUUUGAUGAUCCCAUGGAGCUUGACCUUGGCCGUGGUGGAUGUGUAUUUUGUCCUUUGUAAGCGUCCAUCUCGUCAGCCAGGCAUAAAGUCAGUAAUUGUUAUAGGAGAUUGGGUUCUCUCGUUUCUGUCGCUGGCUGCAGCUUGCUCAACGGCCAGUGUCACCGAUGUCCUCAUCACUUCCCGCACUCUCUGCAUGGCAAAGUUGUGUAAUAGAUAUCAACUAUCAGCGGCCAUGACAUUCUUGUCUUGGUUUCUAUCAUUAGCCUCCUCUCUCUUCAAUCUAUGGCUUCUCCCUUCCCCAUAAUCAUUUGUUUAAUUACGGCUGGCUAUGUAGUCAGCCAUGUACAGAAAUUUAAUCAAUCGCAUGUGUCGUAUUGAACAAAAGAGUUGUUCUUCAUCUGCUGAUUGAUUGUGGUUGCAAUUUAGAGCGGUUAUGCUAAUUAAUUGGAUAUCGUCUCAUACUGACGUUAUUCUGA
Molecule: messenger RNA, 1086 nt
Organism: Diospyros lotus (date-plum)
Lineage: Eukaryota; Viridiplantae; Streptophyta; Magnoliopsida; Ericales; Ebenaceae
Product: CASP-like protein 5C3
Exons: 4
Coding region: 381-914 (177 amino acids)
Cellular component (GO): membrane
Source: RefSeq, a predicted model, not a curated record